Symbiodinium necroappetens is the source of this 630-nucleotide messenger RNA. The record is from the annotation of a GenBank genome assembly. NCBI's taxonomy places the organism in Eukaryota, Dinophyceae, Suessiales, Symbiodiniaceae.
GGUUUUCGGCUUUGGCCGUUGUGCACACCAGCAUGGCAUCAGCAAUGGCGAUGGCAGUAUUCGAGAGUUGGCCCCUCGUUUCAUCCCCAAAGCCAUGCGAGCAAUCCGACAGCGCCAGAGGCGUUCCUGGCUUUCCUUACUAGCUGGCCUGUGAGAGUCGUUGCCUUUGCAGGAGCAGGCCGCUUGCUUUUCGGCGAGAAGGCCGAGGAGUUCUUCUCAAUGUUCAUGAUGCACUUCUUCCAAUCUCUGCAAGAGCUUGCCCCGUACUUGGCGGGACUUGCCCUGGCUUUCUUGAUUGUUUGGUUUUUAGCCAUCCGGGAGUGGAGCAAGGUGACGUUGGACCGCAAUCAGAAAGAGCAGGACACGAACAUGAAGCGCAUAGACGCCGACGUGAAAAUGCAAGAGGCUCGAAGGCAAGCUGCAGUGGCUGAGCGAGCAACAGAAGAGAGCAAAAGGGAGAGGAUGAAAAUGGAGCAGCGAAUGGAGAGAGACCGCCAAGCCGAACGUGACCGCGACAGAGAGGCGCGCCAAGCCGAACUUGAGGACCGCAAAGCCGAACGUGAGGACCGUCAAGCCGAACGCGAGCGGCAGUCGAACAAAAGCAAAGAUAAGAACUGCAAGAUGAUGUAG